This is a messenger RNA of Leptosomus discolor (cuckoo roller), 420 nucleotides long. Its product is annotated as late histone H2A.1. NCBI's taxonomy places the organism in Eukaryota, Metazoa, Chordata, Aves, Leptosomiformes, Leptosomidae. The record is from RefSeq and is a predicted model, not a curated record. Gene Ontology annotation, cellular component: nucleosome. Gene Ontology annotation, molecular function: protein heterodimerization activity; DNA binding; structural constituent of chromatin.
AUGUCUGGACGUGGAAAGAAACAAGCAGUGGCUGGCAAAUCUGGAGCUACAAAAAGGCAAACCAGAUCAGCCAAGGCUGGUCUGCAGUUCCCUGUGGGUCGUGUCUACAGGCUCCUUAAAAGAGGGAACUACGCUAACAAGAUCGGUCUUGGCGCUGCCAUCUACCUGGCUGCGGUGCUGGAGUACCUGACUGUGGAGAUCCUGGAGCUGGCAGGGGAUGCUGCACGGGAAAACAAGAAAGCCAGAAUCCUGCCCAGGCACAUUCAGCUGGCUGUGAGAAAUGAUGAUGAGCUAAACAGGCUCUUUGCCCGUGUGACCAUUGCUCAAGGAGGGGUUAUGCCAAACAUCAAUUCCCAGCUUCUUCCCAAGAAAACUGUCAGAGAUGCUGGUCCUUCUCAGGAGCAAGGUGGUAGCCAGUGA